AUGGGUUACUUAUUAGGAAAUGAGAUUUUUCGACAUGAAAGAUCAAAACAGUUAUUAAGUAUUACAAACCGAUUAGGACACACACCAAGUUACAGUACCAUUAUGCGACUUCAGCAUGAUGCAGCACAAAAUGUUAGAAAAACGAAUGAUCCACUUGUCGUUCUACAACAAAAGGAAAAAUCUUCUACAUAUUCUCAAAAUUUUAUCUUUAAAGUAGCUGACAAUUUCGAUAUAAAUCCCGAUACUUUAUAUGGUAACAACAGUAUUCAUAUUCUUAAUCAAAUUAUUGUCACAACAUCAGAAAAUGAUGAAAUUUCAAUUAAAGUACGAGACAUCGUUGAUGAUUUAUUAAAUGAAACAUCAAACUCACAUGAUCCUCCUUCGUUUGUUUCUACUUCACAGUCUACUAUGACAACUUCAGCUACUGACUCUUCUUUCUCGUACAAAAUGUUUACUGAUGAUUCGUUAUUUCUGCCGCUCUUGGCUUAUGGUAUAACAAAAUAUGCAAAUGAUAGUAGUCAGUCAUCAAAUCGUUUUCUAUUAUCUGUUUCACCUGUACGAGUACCUCUUAUGGCAGGAUUUUUUGCGACUUAUUUAGGUUCAGAACAACGGCCUCUCCAUACUGUAUCUUACUUAACACCUAUUAAUGAAGAUCCAAAUUCUGAAUUAACAGCUGAAAAAUGUCUUGAUGAAACGAAGAAAUUAUGUGUUGAUACAAAAUAUCAAAAAGAAGGUGUAUUGGUUGUCGAUGAAAAGAUUUAUCGAUCAUGUUUAAAGGUAAAACGUCGUAACCCAGAUCUUUUCCGAAACAUUUUUGUAUAUGCUGGUGAUUUUCAUCUGAUGAAAAACAUGAUGGUAGUUAUCUGGAGCAUCCGUAAAGGUUCUGGCAUUGAAGAUGUACUUGAACUUAUAUACAAAGGAGCUACUUUACGUGCAAUAUUUGAAGUUCACUAUUUCAAUAAAAGUCUACGAUGUUGCAAAUUAUUUUAUACUGCUUUACAUAUACUUUGUCUUGAAGCAUUCUUUUCAACUACAAGUUCAACUUCUUCUACAGCGAGUAGCGUAAAAAAAUUGAAAGAUAUUAUAGACAACAUACCAUCCGAGUUUAUGAAAGAUAGUAUUGCGCAAGAGUGGUUUCAACGAUUACUCGACAAUAUUCGUCAGACUGAUAUUGCAAAUGCUCUUCGAAAGUGGACAACUGAAUCUGCGGCUGAAAAUAGUACAUUUCCACUUUGGUUUUUCAUUCUUCACCAUUUAUUAGAACCUUUAUUUGAGUUAUACAUAUCUAUUAGAUCUUGUAAUUUUUCAGCAAGAAAUGCUGCUCUUAAUCGAUUUGUGCCGAUAUUCUUUUCUACUAACCAUCGCAAUUACAGCCGACUAUGCGCUCAACAUUUGUUAGAUUUACAAACCGCUUCUUCCUAUCUUUUUGAACGUAUAUCGCGUGCCUUCGCUGUCACUCGUUCUCGUAGAAAAUUUUCAAGUAUUGCUCUUGAUCAAAUGAUUGAAUGCACGAUAAACAAACAUGGUAAAGGAAAAGGCGGAAUUACUGGUCGACUAAAUGAAGAAGCAAUACAAAACUGGACAGAUUCAUUUGCAUUUCGUGCUCUUGCUUCGUCUACUUUACAUGAAACAUGUGGCAUUGAAACAGAUACUAAUUCUAUCGAUUCUCAUGUGGAAUGUUCGCCGAAUAGGAAAGCAUUAGAUGAUGGAGAUUUAUCAAUGAUUAUCAAGAAAUGCCGUCUUGUUUUUCAUGAUGAUAUUAUUAUGAACAUUACUUCAUUCUAUGAACGUGGUCAUGAUGUAUUUAUUACAUUUAUAAAUGAACGACUUAUUACUAAAACAAUUCCUGUAGAUGCACCACUCAAAGCGAUGCCAUUGUUAAAACUUAUAAAUGCCGAAAACUAUGUACCUGACAAACCAUAUUCGUCAAGAACAACAUCUUCAUCUUCACAAAAAUAUCAAGACUUAAAUACUUUAGUGAAAAUGGCUGAUGAUCAGAUUUAUCAAACAAUAAUUAUUGCUCAACAAAGAAAUCUUAAACCACUUGCAGAUUUAUUUGCGCAUUGUGAUACUCACAACAUUAAUCUUAAACCACUUGCAGAUUUAUUUGCGCAUUGUGAUACUCACAACAUUAAUCUGUUAAAUCAACAAGCAAAAUCUAAUAUUAUCGAUGUAUUAUCCAAAAUAUAUCCAUCAUCAUUUUACUCUUCAUGUCCCGUCACAACACAAGAAAGUGCGAUCGAUCGUAUUGAUAUUGUAUUCGAUUCUGCAGAAAGCAAGAAGAUUAAAAUGUUUACUAAACGACAUGAGAAUUAUAUAGAAAAAUGUAGUUAUCAUUUAAAUGGCAAUGACAAACUUGAAUCUCCAUUUUCAAAAUUUGUUCAUUCAAAUCUUGCAGCUCUUGCUGCUUGUGUUAAAGAUUGUUGGAUGGAACCAGAAUUAAUUGGACGUUUACCUAAAAAUCGACUUCUUCUGGUUAGCGGUUCCGAUCAAUCAGCGAUUCAAUUACAGAAUGGACACGUACCAAUACCAGACUACAUUCUUGAAUCAACGCAAAUCGAAGCUGAUACGCGUAUAAUUUUACACACUAAUGCAAUUAGUAUCGAUGAACAGCAGAAAACAGUGUUUGUUCAAGCAUCUGAUAUUGAUGUUGUGUUAUUAUCCAUUGAAUUUAGUUCGUCUAUUAUUCUUGAUCAGUUAAUACUUCUAUUCUUCAAUAUGAAUACAAAGAAAACUACUUAUAUUGAUGUUAAAUCUAUUGGAAAUGAUCUUCGUCGUCAGUUCAUCGAUCCUCAUUUACUACUUGUCCUACAUGCUUUAUCUGGCUGUGAUACUACUUCGUUUAUUCGUAACAUUACCAAAGAAAAUCUUUUUCAACGAUUUUUUGAAUGUCCUACUCUUUAUUCACCAAUCAUUAAUCUACUUUCUGUACCACCAUCUCAAGAAGCAAUCGAAGCAGCUGAGAAACUUCUUAUCAAUUGUUAUUCGUUCAACUCCGCAGCAAAAUCACUUAAUGAUCUUCGUGGAAUGAUGGCUUCUGUACGAAUAAAAGAUCGAUCUAGAAAAAACGUUUCCAUAUGGCAUGAUGCACUUGAACCAAACAGCUUACCGCCUUCAAUGGAACAUAUGGGUUACGAAUAUUCUCUUGAUACUAAUCGUUUUAGAAUUAAAUGGUCCAUAUUAAGUGAAUAUCCAGAUGAUCAUCGUCUCGAAACAUGUGGUCAAUGUAAAGGAAAUUGUACACGUUGCAAGUGCUAUAAAAACGGUUUACCAUGUACAUUCUUUUGCAAAUGCAAUCAAGAGACUUGUUCAAAUCAAAAUGCAAAUAAUUUUUCAUUUAAUAAUUCAAGUCAUCAACAAAUCAGUAAGCUUGAAUUAUCAACGAUAUUCAGUCAAAAUGAUAAUGAAUAUGAUAAAUUAUCGAUUGCAUCGGUAUUAAGUAAUGUUAACAAUCAGAGUAUUGCUGCAUCUGGUUUCAAUGGAACAUUCGAUCAAUCAUAUGAAGAUGUUAAAGGGGAUUGUUCUGCUGUUAAUCCAUCUACUGUGACCAACUCUACUGCAUUUUCACAUAUUAAACAUGAUCAUACAUAUUGCUUAGAUAAAGAUUUAGAAAUGGUGGUGCCGAAACGACGAAGACUAUCAUCUACAUCCUCGAAUUUCACUUCUAAUCAACUAUUAUUUCGAUCACCGUGCGCUACUUCUUCUCCUGUGCAUCCUCGAACAACGAAUAUUCAAACACAAUCAAUCUUUAAAACACCCUUACCAAUAACAUCAACACCACGUCGUGCGGCUCGUUUUCGAAAAUGUUAUGGCAAACCAAAAGCUCACAGUCAGCCGACUACACACUGA
Messenger RNA from Adineta ricciae, 3849 nucleotides. NCBI's taxonomy places the organism in Eukaryota, Metazoa, Rotifera, Eurotatoria, Adinetida, Adinetidae. The record is from the annotation of a GenBank genome assembly.